AUGUCCCUGGUUGAACAAGGCUCCAAGUCCACCGUCCGCGUCGCCGCCGUCCAGGCCGAGGGCGUCUACUUCGACCUGCAGGGCGCCGUCGACAAGACCUGCAAGCUCAUCGAGGAGGCCGCAAGUAAGGGCUGCGACCUUGUUGCAUUCCCCGAGGUCUGGAUUCCGAAUUACCCAGGCUGGAUAUGGCAACGGCCCAUCGACUUCGAUAUGGUAGGCGAGUACAUGAAGCACUCUCUCCGCCGCGACUCUGCAGAAAUGGACAAGAUCCGCAAGUGCGCAGCCACAAACAAGAUCGCGGUCAGCCUCGGAUACUCCGAGAACCACAACCACUCCCUGUACCUGUCGCAGUCCUUCAUCGGCAAGGACGGCGAGAUUAAGAUGCACCGCCGCAAGAUCAAGCCCACGCACGCUGAACGUACGAUCUAUGGAGAUGGCAGCGGCGCUUCGCUGCUGAAUGUCGUUGACGAGCCGGGCAUUGGCAAAGUCGGCGCCUUGUCCUGCUGGGAGCACUCCCAACCACUCCUCCGCUACCAUACUUACUCCCAGGGUGAGGAGAUUCAUGUCGCGGCUUGGCCGCCCAUGAACUACUACAACUCCUUCCCAGAGGGAACGGCGCUGUGGUCCCAGUGUCGAGAAGGCGCGCAUAACCUGUCGACCACCCACGCAAUCAAAGGAAACUGCUUCGUUAUCCUGUCCUCGUCGUUCUUCAGCCAGGAGGGAAUCGAGCGUAUGAAGCUCGGCGAUGGCAAGCUGUACCACAUCCCCGGUGGCGGCUGUGCUGCUAUCAUCGCGCCGGAUGGCCGUAAAUUGACGCAGGAUCUCGGCGAAGAGGAGGAGGGGUUGCUGAUUGCGGAUCUGGACCUGGACGAGAUCCUGAAGGUGAAGACUAUGUUGGAUGUGCACGGCCACUACAGUCGCCCUGAUCUUCUCUGGCUCGGGGUGGACUAUCGCGAGAAGAAGCAGGUGCGCCCGCACGGGCCGGAGCUGAGUGAAGCUUAA
Aspergillus versicolor CBS 583.65 is the source of this 1002-nucleotide messenger RNA. Its product is annotated as carbon-nitrogen hydrolase family protein. The record is from RefSeq and is a predicted model, not a curated record. The transcript is spliced from 3 exons. NCBI's taxonomy places the organism in Eukaryota, Fungi, Ascomycota, Eurotiomycetes, Eurotiales, Aspergillaceae. Gene Ontology annotation, molecular function: catalytic activity. Bases 1 to 1002 code for a protein of 333 amino acids.